Zasmidium cellare ATCC 36951 is the source of this 6483-nucleotide messenger RNA. RefSeq lists its product as uncharacterized. Gene Ontology annotation, molecular function: ubiquitin protein ligase activity; zinc ion binding. Bases 1 to 6483 code for a protein of 2160 amino acids. Gene Ontology annotation, biological process: ubiquitin-dependent protein catabolic process via the N-end rule pathway; protein ubiquitination. NCBI's taxonomy places the organism in Eukaryota, Fungi, Ascomycota, Dothideomycetes, Mycosphaerellales, Mycosphaerellaceae. The transcript has a single exon. Gene Ontology annotation, cellular component: ubiquitin ligase complex; cytoplasm. The record is from RefSeq and is a predicted model, not a curated record.
AUGAUGAUGCAGUCCUUCUCCCCCGAGGAAAAGGAGCUGAACCGACGACUACUCGAACUACCUUCGUAUUUCGAUAACCGCUUUACCCAUGCCGCCGACUGCGACCUUAGACAAACCCUCUUCCGAUCAAUAGCGAAAGGCCGAGAUGACUAUCUUCGCCUCUUCUUCCCCGCUGGACCGCCCACUGACCGGUCCAAAGCAUGGUCUUUGAAAGAUGCUCAAGGCGCGUUGGAGGGCGCCGAGUAUUCGGCUGCCGCAAAAGGCCAAGCAUGUGGCCACAUCUUCAAGAAUGGAGAGAGUACAUAUCACUGCAAGACGUGCGCUUCAGACGACACCUGUGUCCUGUGCGCAACGUGCUUUGAGUGUAGCGACCAUGAGGGGCACACCGUCUUGAUCUCAGUCUCGCCUGGCAACAGUGGCUGCUGCGACUGCGGUGACCGCGAGGCAUGGAAGAAGGAAGUCCGAUGUUCGAUACAUACGGCUGGAGAAGAGCCUGAUGGGCAGACUGCCAAGAGUAGCGGCAAGGAGAAGGAAAAGGUCGCUACGGGCUCUUCAGGCUCACAGCUUCCCGUGGAUCUGGUUGAGUCGAUCCGAAUGACUGUAGCGAGAUGCGUGGACUACCUGUGCGACGUCUUCUCCUGUUCGCCUGAGCAGUUGAGGCUACCGAAAUCAAAGACUUCUAUUCUCCAAGACGAACGGCUGGCGCGCCUGUCACACGUCUACGGAAUCGAGACUCUCGAGGAGAACCCCGAGUUUGCGCUGGUGCUAUGGAACGAUGAGAAACACACCGUCGACGAUGUGCAGAAUCAAGUUGCUAGAGCCUGCUCGAAAACAAAGCGAUUUGGGCUGGAGAAGGCUAUGGAAGUCAACGAUGUCGGCAGGUCGGUCGUUCAGUACUCCAGAGACUUGGAAGAGCUUUUGCGGAUGGCGGAGAUCAUCGAGCAGCUCAAGGUCACAGUAACUAUCAGGUCAGCCCGGGACACCUUCAGAGAGCAGAUGUGUUCGACUAUUAUAGACUGGAUAUCGGAUGUGUCCAGCGGAUCAGUGGGCGACGAACCACAUCUUUUGAGGAACAUUGUCUGCGAAGAGCUUCUGAAACCCUGGAGAACUGGCAGUCCGGCGAGCAACAAAGACAUUGGUCAAUCAGGCAUUGACGAUCAUGAGACCGACGAGAACGACAGGUUGACUCGGAGAUACCGAGCAUACAUGGCACCUCUGCGGCGGGCCGCAAACGUAGUUCGACUUGAGGUCGAAGUUGAGGAUCCUGUCAACGAUGAUGAUGAAACGGAGAAUAACGACGACGACGACGAUGAGGAUGAGGAUGAUGACGAAGACGAUGAAGAUGAUGACGACGGAUUUGGUGACAUGGACGUUGACGACGACGAUGAUAUGGGAUUCGAAGUCGAAGAUCUCAGAAAUGGAUCGAACUCGGCUGUGAACGAAGGCGUUGAUAUGGACAUCGAUAUUCUGGACGAAGGCGAGGAUGAUGUGACUGGCGCUCUGGAGGCUACGUAUGCAGGAUACCCGCCUCCUCCGCCUCCUCCAGCUCCCUCUAGUCAGCGGAGAAGGAUCCUGACACCCCAAGAUAGUGACGAGGGAGAAGGCCCUGAGCAGCCAAGACCAAUUUCCAACGAGCCAUAUGGUAACGUUCCACGGACACCCAAAGUCAAAGGCACAAAGAGACUACGACCUAGCAAGCAUUGGCUCGAGAAGCCGGAGGGCUUCAAAGCACCGAGACCAACUGAGCCUUGCGAGGAUCUCUGGCAGCGUGUUCGGCUUGAUUUCCUCAUUCUUUACGACUUGCGGCUGUGGAAGACUUUGCGAAUCCACCUUCGGCAUUUGUACAUCACGACAGUGGUGACGAUCCCACAUUUCAAGCGCAUCCUGGGCCUUCGAUUCGCCGGCCUUUACACGGCGCUCGCACAGUUGUAUCUUGUCGCAGACCGGGAGCCAGAUCAUUCUAUCAUAAAUCUGAGUGUCCAGAUGCUGACCACGCCUACGAUCACGCAAGAAGUCGUCGAGCGGGGCAACUUUCUUACCAAUCUCAUCGCAAUCCUCUAUACAUUCAUCACAACACGACAGGUCGGCUUCCCGGAGGAUGUCAAUCCCAAAGCUACGCUGGCGUUUGACGCAGGGGCAGUCACUAAUCGUAGGAUAUUCCAUUUCUUCCUUGACCUCCGGUGGUUGUUCCAGUCUGAGCUCAUCCAUCAACGAAUGCGGUUCGAGCCUCGCUAUCUCCUACAAUUCCUGGAUCUCGUCAAGCUACACCAAGGUGUUUGUCCGAACUUGCGCGCUACCGGCGAACACGUCGAGUACGAAUCCGAUGCGUGGAUCAGUGCCAGUAUGAUUGUCAAGGAGAUCAACAAGCUGUGCAAGCAAGUCGCCAUCUCAUUCGCCCCGGAUACCAAAUACGAUGAUGGCAACGCCAACUUGCAGCGUGCUGUCCGGACAGUGGCCCAAGUAGCCAUGAUCAACUCGUUUGGAUAUGAACGCAAGCGCUUCCACGCUGCAGAGCUCAAGGAUGAUCUAGCAUGGCAUUCAGUCGGACCAUUUGAAUAUGAUGGAAAGCUGUACAGUGUGCCACGACAUAUCGUUCAGUCGGAGCCGAUGAGCUUCCAUCAUCCAUUACACUACCUUCUCUCGUGGCUAAUCGAGAACGCCAAGAGCAUGCGAAGGGAAGAGAUGCGAGCACUGCUACACUUUUCUCCUGCAGACCUCAAGGAUCCUUGGAAUGUCACUCGAACUGCUCCAGCUCCACAUGACUUGACUUCCGACGAACUGCUGAGUGCGAUCUUCGACCAUCCGCUGCGUGUGUGUGUUUGGCUUGCACAGAUGAAAGCUGGAAUGUGGGUCCGAAAUGGGAUUACCCUUCGACACCAGGCCCAUACAUACCGUGGCGUAUCACAUCGAGACGUCGGCUAUCAGCGCGACCUCCUGAUGGUGCAAGCUGGACUGGUGCUCUGUGGCGCCGAGACUGAACGUCCAGGAGAGAGGUUCUUAGCUCAGAUGAUUGAUCGCUUCCAAAUGGAAGGCUGGGCGAAGGGUAACUACGAAGUCAACGCCGGAUAUGAAGAGCCCCAGCAGCUCGACGUCUUUGAAGACUUCUACCACCUCCUGGUCAUAGCACUCUCGGAGCGCGGAAAUCUGCUACCGAGUAUCGAUGCCAAGGAGCAGCAUGACAAAGUGCUACAGCAUGACAUUGCUCACGCCCUAUGCUUCAAGCCACUGUCAUUCAGCGAACUCAGUCAAAGGGUGACGGAGAAAGUCGGUGAAUCAGAUGACUUUAACCGUAUCCUCGAGAGCAUGACUGUCUUCCGCCCUCCAGAAGGCCUUUCGGAUACCGGUACCUUCGAGCUGAAAUCAGAGUACAUCGAGCUUGUGGAUCCAUUCUAUGCGCAUUACUCUCGCAAUCAGCGCGAGGAAGCCGAAAACAUCUACAAGCGGCACAUCGCCCGCAAGACUGGCAAGACGGCUGAGGAUGUCGUCUAUGAGCCAAGGAUGGAGCCUAUCAGAGAUGGACUGUUUGCCAGCAUGUCGGCUUUCACAGCAACGCCCCUAUUCGUUCAAGUCAUUGGAGCUGCUCUCAACUUUGCGAUGAACGUCAAGCAAGCAGCGCCGAAGGUACAAGUCACACGAGUGGAGACAUUCCUACACGUCGUCCUUCACCUAUUGUUGAUUGCUGUAGUGGAGGACAAGACACCCGAAGGAUCAGAAGAUGGCUUCGUCAAACUGGCGUCUUCCACGACUUGCAACUUCAAGGGACACGACUACGUUGCGCUUAGCACACAGACCACCGUCGUCACCUUACUUUUAGCCCUGUCUGGCAUGGACGAAUAUGCCUCUUGCCAUCCUGCGAUCAAGCACAUUCUUCGGAAAAUGCACUUGCAGCGACCAGAUAAGCUGACCACGGCCAUGGGCCCGUUAGGUGCGAUACUUGAUCGAUCAGACACUGGCUCACCAGCCUCGCUUUCUGCAGAAGACAAAGACCGCAAGAAGCAGGAAGCGCUCGCACGACAGGCCAAGGUCAUGGCGGCAAUGAAACAGGCACAGAACAGCUUCCUUCAGAACCAAGGAUUGUCUAGCUUUGACGAUGAAUUUGACGAUCUUGAGGAUGAUAUGUCCAUCACUCAAGAACCGGAAAGCAUCGAGCAGCGCAAGACAUGGAGCUUCCCAACUGGAACGUGUAUACUCUGUCAGGAGGAGACAGACGAUCAGCGCUUGUACGGUACAUUUGCAUUCUUGGGGGAGAGCAGCAUUCUACGAUCAACGCCAAUUUUCGACGAGGACUACAUCAAAGAAGUGCACAAUAUACCAGAGAGUCUGGACCGCCCAGCAGAUGAUAUCCGGCCUUUUGGUGUAGCAGGAGACAACAAACGUCCAGUCCAGAAGGUCAACCCCGACGGCAAGAUGGUCACAGUUGAACGACAAGGUCUGUCCAAAGCGUUUCCACACCAGAACGGCAUCAAGGGGCCAGUCGCUACUAGUUGCGGACAUAUCAUGCAUUACAAUUGCUUCGAGCUGUACUUGACUGCCACACACCGUCGGCACGCACAGCAUAUUGCUAGGAACCAUCCGGAGUCGAUCGAGAAUAAGGAAUUCAUCUGUCCACUCUGCAAAGCACUUGGUAAUACAUUCUUGCCCAUCAUCUGGAAGGCGAAGGAGUGUGCACAGGAGCAUGAGUUGCACGCCGCGAAGGGCUUCGCGGAUUGGAUCGCUGAAGCGCCUUCGCAUUACUCCGCCGACCUCUCGUUCUUCGACAGCGCGCCGGCGGCGAACCACCAUCAACAGCAAGUUCAGGAUUUGUACUCGAAUCGCUCGUUCCAGUACGUGGCGAGCAUGUUCGCGCCGUCUCUAGUCCAAAAUAUGAACGAGCUAUCGUUGGACAACAGCAACUCGCCCACGAGCGCCCAUCAGCAUCGAUAUCCUCUGCGGCGAGGACAUACACUUCAGCGACUGUUUGGGCUGACUUCGUAUGGCAGUGCGAGUCAAGGGCAAGUCUUCUCAGGCGGUGAUCCGACAUCAUCCCCGACAUCCGACCAGAGCAGGUUGAACGAACUUCUCAAAGCCUAUACCCGCAUGGAGGAUUCGAUCAAGCACAACCAUCUAUCUGAGGAGUUGAGAGAAACACCUGGACUGGGCCCGCAGCCAGUCUCAGCAAAUCCAGUCGUUGCCAUGUCUCGUGCCGUUGGACUAUCCAUCUCUGCCUUUGAGAUCUCGCAUCGUGGUGUCUGCAACGAUCCCACGGCCACAUCUCUGUUGGCAGAAUUGCCUGAGCAAGUCCUGACACACUUGCGAAUCAUGUCAGAGACGACAGAGUCCUACUUGGCAGUCAACGUGCUCAAGUCUGGCUCCAAUCACGUGGCUCGAGACUCGAUCAAGAAGCGCGAUAUCAUCACUGCCCAGCUCUUCGGCGUCGAGUCGGAGUUCGAUGAGACGCGGGUGCAAGCACACGUCAAGAUGCUCUUCGAGGACGACAUGUUCUUGUUCUUUGCCGACUGGCUAGCCUUCAUGGCACCCACUGUCUCAGAGGCGUCAUCGAUCAUGCAGUUGUGUUACUGGGCGGAGAUCGUCAAGACGCUAUUCGUGUACUGGUCUAUAUUCGAUGAUCAAGGCAAUUCACAGGACGCGGGCGAGACGAGCGAGCAGUUCAAAGCCGCCGUCGAAGAAAUGAACCUUGGGGUUGGACUCGACGAAGGCCAUACCACCGACACGACCUUCGCCCCGGCACUCCGCCAGGUGGUCAACAAGUACGCCCUGACCUUCCUGCGCAAAUGCGCCGUGCUCAUGCUCGUCCGCUACGGGCUGGACUUCGACUGUCCCUACAACAUCGACCCCGAACUGCCGGAACUCCAGCGCCUCACCGCCCUCCUCCACAUCCCCUCCAUCGACGACCUGUGCGCGACCUUCAUCUCCCGCACCCCCAGCGGCGCCAACCUCCGCAAAAUCACGGCGCGCUGGAUAAGACAAGCCGCCUCACACCCCAGCUUCGAAGAUACCAUCCGCCUCCCGCACCCAGCCAUCUUCGAACUCGUCGGCCUGCCCAAGAACUACGACACCCUCACCGAAGAAGCGAUCCGGCGACGCUGCCCGACGACCGGCAAAGAAGUCACGGACCCCGCCGUCUGCCUCCUCUGCGGCGAGAUCUUCUGCUCGCAGGCCGUGUGCUGCAUGAAAGACCGCAACAAAGGCGGGUGCUACCAACACAUGGAAGCGCACGGGGAGAAGACGGGCCUCUUCAUCAACAUCCGCAAGUGCAUGGUGCUGUUCCUGCACGGGCCGGGGACGGGGAGUUUUGCGCACGCGCCGUAUUUGGAUCGGCAUGGGGAGCCGGAUCCGACGCUCAGGAGGCAUCAUCAGUUGUUUUUGAAUCAGAGGCGGUAUGAUAAGUUGUUGCGGGAGGUGUGGUUGGGGCAUGGGGUGCAGACGGUUAUUUCGAGGAAGUUGGAGGGGGAUGUUAAUCCUGGGGGGUGGGAGACGCUUUGA